This is a messenger RNA of Fusarium musae, 4683 nucleotides long. RefSeq lists its product as uncharacterized. Gene Ontology annotation, biological process: regulation of ARF protein signal transduction. The record is from RefSeq and is a predicted model, not a curated record. Gene Ontology annotation, molecular function: guanyl-nucleotide exchange factor activity. The coding region runs from base 1 to 4683 and encodes 1560 amino acids. NCBI's taxonomy places the organism in Eukaryota, Fungi, Ascomycota, Sordariomycetes, Hypocreales, Nectriaceae. The transcript is spliced from 8 exons.
AUGAGUCGCGAUGAACAACCGUCUCUGACUAUGGAGAGUCCUAGACCGACGGGGGUUUCGAGCGUCGAGGACCGCGCACUCCCUGUACGGAUGCAGUAUCGAAGCCGACCUGUGUCCGUCGCAGUUGACCCCGUGUCGCUUGUCAUUUCGGAGUGUAUCUCCAUAACUUCUGCUAUCCAGAAGCAUGCUCGCUCUCCACAUUCAUCCGUUUCCGCUAUUCUUGGUGGAAGCCCGAAUCCCGUACAGCUUGGGCCUCCCAGUCCUUCACCACGCGGACGAAGCAAGAGCCCCGCGGCGAGUAUCAGCGGUGAUGCUUCUCAUGAUGGCCUUACCAAUCGCUGGGGUCUUCGUGGGCAGAGGGGAAAGAGCAUGCAAGAUAACCCCAUGAUUGCUGGCUUUGGAAAAUUAAGGCAUGAGCUUGCAGGUGUUAAAGAUAUCCGAUCAUUCGACGCCCCUGCGAUCCUCUCCCCGUUCCUCCACGUUAUCCAAACUAAGGGUACCGCCGCCCCGAUCACAAUUUUAGCCCUAGGUGCUUUGAGGAAGUUUCUGGCCUAUGGUUUCAUCUGCCCCGAAUCACCACGGUUUGCAUUGGCCAUGCAAUCUUUGUCAAGUGCCGUUACACAUUGUCAAUUCGAUAUCAGUGAUUCAGGCCAAGUCGAGGUUGUUCUUCUCAUGAUUCUGAAUCUGAUGGAGGAUAUGAUGUCUGGUCCGGGUGGAGAUAUUCUGAGCGACGAGAGCGUUUGCGACAUGAUGGGCCGUGGCCUUGCCAUAUGCUCACAGCCUCGUUUCUCCCCGGUUUUGCGCCGCACUGCUGAAGCCUCUAUGGUGAGGAUGUGCCAAAUCAUAUUCGAGGACGUUAAACACCUCGAGGUUGAAGCUGGCGACGACACAAACGCCUUGGAUCAGCAAGCUGAUGACGACCGCGAUAGCGUCAGAAUGGAAAAACCCGCCCCCGAAGCUGGAGGACUGUCUGCUGAACCUGAGAGCCUGGAGGUACCUGGAAUGUCUACCCCAGACCCCGAACGCAGCAGUAGGGACACCACGACCACUUCUGAAACGGCACUGGCAACUACAAGCGAUGCGACAGAGGAGACGGAGUCUGUGGAUCUUAGGCCAUACUCCCUCCCGUCCGUUCGUGAGUUAUUCCGGGUAUUGGUGAACUUCCUGGACCCUCAAGAUCGACAGCACACAGAUACAAUGCGGGUUAUGGCAUUGCGAAUUAUUCACGUCGCCCUUGAGGUUGCUGGACCCUUUAUUUCUCGACACCCUGCUUUGGCAGGUAUCGCUGAGGACCGAUUAUGCUGUUAUCUGUUUCAGCUAGUAAGGUCUGACAACAUGGCCAUUCUCGAGGAGUCGCUAGUUGUUGCCGGUACGCUGUUAGCCACUUGUCGUGGAGUACUUAAGCUGCAACAGGAGCUGUUCCUAUCUUACCUGGUAGCUUGUUUACACCCAAAGGUUGAGAUACCUCGCGAGCCCGGUAUCGACCCUUCUCUCUAUGCUGGCAUCCCACAGACCCCCAAACUGGUCAAACCUUCACAAUCAUCACAGCCCAGCAGUGGCCGAUCGACUCCAGUCCCUGUCAAAGACCGUCAAAAACUUGGUUUGGAGGGUGGAUCGCGGAAGCCAGAUGCGCGCCAGGCUAUGGUAGAAAGUGUUGGGGUCUUGUCGCGCAUGCCGACAUUUAUGGCCGAGCUCUUCAUUAAUUACGAUUGCGAUGUUGACAGGGCGGAUCUCUGUGAAGACAUGAUUGGGCUUCUUUCCAGAAAUGCGCUCCCUGAUUCUGCAACCUGGAGCACCACAAGCGUCCCUCCGCUCUGUCUCGAUGCUCUGCUCCGAUAUAUCCAGUUUAUUGCCGAAAGACUUGACCAAGAUGCCACCCGUGGAGACUUUCCUGACCCUGCGACAUUAAGGGAGCAACGGCGAAAGAAGAAAAUUAUUAUCAAGGGAGCAAGCAAGUUCAACGAGAAGCCAAAGGCAGGUCUGGGCUAUCUGGAAGCCCAGGGCAUCAUUAAGGACGCCACAGAUCCUGUUGCUGUUGCCAAGUUUCUCAAAGGCACUUCACGGGUCAAUAAGAAGGUCCUUGGCGACUUCAUAUCUAAGAGAGGAAAUGAAGAAAUUCUCGGAGCUUUCUUGGAUCUUUUUGACUUUUCUGGUAAGCGAGUUGACGAGGCACUUAGACAAUUCUUGGAGUCAUUCCGACUCCCCGGAGAGGCGCCUCUGAUUGCUACGAUCGUGGAAGCUUUUUCCGAGAAGUUUUGCUCCCACGACACUACUGGCGAAGUCGCAGACAAAGAUGCAGUCUACAUCUUGACGUAUGCUAUCAUCCUGUUGAAUACCGAUCAACAUAACCCCAACCUGGACGCCAAGAAACGCAUGACGUUGGAGGAUUUCGCAAGAAACCUCAGGGGAACCAACAACGGCCAAAACUUUGCUCCCGAGUAUCUGCAGACUAUCUACCAGUCCAUCAAGUCCAACGAAAUUAUCCUGCCCGAUGAACAUGAUAACAAGCAUGCCUUUGACUAUGCAUGGAGAGAACUCCUUCUGAAGACAGAGUCAACAGGUAACCUUGUGAUUUGCGACACAAACAUUUAUGAUGCUGAUAUGUUUGCAACGACCUGGAAACCUAUUAUUUCUACGCUGUCCUAUGUAUUCAUGUCCGCCACAGAUGAUGCCGUGUUCGCUCGAAUCGUCACUGGCUUCGAUGAAUGCGCUCGCAUUGCCACCAAAUAUCAGAACUCGGAAGCUCUUGAUCAGAUUGUUUAUUGUCUGAGCCACAUGUCGACAUUGGCAACCGAAACACAGUUCAACACUUCCUUGAACACUGAAGUUCAGGCAGGGGAUGGUAGCGUCAUGAUGAUUCGCAUAUGGCUCAAUCUAUUCACCAACUCGCUCAUUCCGCCCUUCGCUCCAAGCAACUUGCCAGGCUUACCGUUGCCCCCCAUUCCACUGCAAACGCCAUCACAAGUUAUCGAUCGAGUAGCGAGGAAUGCGGACACUGGUUUCUUUUCGGCCUUCACCUCAUACAUUUCCAGUUAUGCUGCCGACGACCCCCCUGAACCAUCCGAUGAGGAGCUAGAAAGCACACUUUGUACUAUCGAUUGCAUCAAGUCAUGCAAUAUGACUGCGGUGUUCGAAAAUAUUGCUAACCUGAGCCCAUCCGUCGCUAAAGUCAUCGUCGAAACACUUGUUGAUCAACUUCCCGAGGAUUCUAACACAACCGUAAUUAGUGUCAAGCAUGAGAGUUUGCCUACGUCUCCCACGAAUGGUCACGUUCGACCGCCAGGGCAUUUGGAGUACGACCCAAGUGUUGCGUAUAUCCUAGAGUUUGGUACACUCUUGGCGUCACGGGAUGCAGAAUCCAUUGAGAGCAUGGGUAAAGUUGUCUUCGACACGCUACAAGGCGUUCUUCGCGAUCCAGCCCGAUACCAUGCCAUUACAGUUUCCCGGGCGUCUUUCUAUGCCCUCAAGCUACUCAAUAUCAGCUAUGAUCAUGACUUCGUCAACGUUCCAUUUCUGCUUCAUACGAUCUCGACUUUGCCACAAGAGGCCUUGGGUAAGAACUCGGAUCUUGUGUUGCAAGGCCUUUCACUUUGCAUCGAGGAGUCUGGCCCGUUGAAACGAGAAAUGAUGACGUCCCCUGACUUUUGGGCAAUACUGCGAGCCUUGGCUCAACGUCCAGAAUCAGCGGCACUGGUUUUCGAAAUUUUGGAGAAGGGAACUGCUGGAACCCCUUCGGCUAUUAUGGCAGAUAAUUAUGAGGCAGCAAUAUCCCUUCUGAACGACUUUGCUUCCGCUGCCACCCCUCGGCAACCUGGCAUGCAGACCCGAAGCCCUAGACCCCAAAGGCCAGCCCCCUCCAAGCAAGAUAAAAAACGCAAUGCGGAAGCAGUCAGCCGAGGCUCCAAGGCUGUCAACAUGCUUUACAAUAUGACGGAUCGAAUCCCACAUCUCAUGCAACAGUCUCAGCUUGAGAGCAGUGAAGCCUGGUCUGCUUAUUGGCUGCCAAUUUUCCAGGCUUUAACCACUCAGUGUGCAAAUCCAUGCAGAGAUGUCCGACAACUUGCCUUCUCCGCUCUUCAACGAUCUCUUCUGUCCCCAGAGUUGACCUGCAGUGACCCUAAAGAGUGGACUGCUAUUUUUGGCAAGGUUCUGUUUCCAUUAAUCAUCCAGCUGCUCAAACCUGAGGUCUUCCUGUCCGAUCGAGAUGGAAUGAGCGAGAUGAGAGUCCAGUCUGCUUCUCUUCUUUGCAAAGUCUUUCUUCAAUAUAUGGUACUCCUCUCAGAAUGGGACGGAAUGCUGGAUCUCUGGAUUAAGAUCAUCGAGAUUAUGGAUCGCCUCAUGAACAGUGGCCAGGGUGACAGUCUUGAGGAGGCUGUUCGUGAGAAUCUCAAGAAUGUGCUGCUAUUUAUGGCCAGUAGUAAGUAUCUUGUGUCACCCCACAUAGAUCAGUCGAAGGAGGAACUCUGGUCAGAGACUUGGAAGCGCAUAGAUCGAUUCCUACCUGAACUUCGUGGCGAACUCGCUCUUGAUGAGCCCCCGAACGAGAACAAGACAGACAAUGAGACCACUGAGGUGCCGGAACAGCUUUCGGAGAAGGAAAAGGAGACGGAGAAGAAGACUGAGACUGAAGAGGAUCAGAUUACUGGCGACCCCGUCACGACAGAAAAAGUUGCUGAGACAUAA